Molecule: messenger RNA, 1912 nt
Organism: Erythranthe guttata (spotted monkey flower)
Lineage: Eukaryota; Viridiplantae; Streptophyta; Magnoliopsida; Lamiales; Phrymaceae
Source: RefSeq, a predicted model, not a curated record
UCCUUAUAAUUGUCAUUUACUCGAGAGGGAGAAAACCAAAAUUACCAAUAAUUAUUAAAAAAAAAAAUUAAAAAAAAAAUUAAAUGAAAAGGGCAGCAGAGUUAUUGGAAAGCGUGAAAAAGUUACCUACCAAACCCACCAAACAAAAUUGGCUGUACAACAAUUUACAGAAUUACCCCUCACCGGCUCUUUCCAACCAUCUACAGCCAAGUCAACACAAAACAGCCCUUCAUCUCUUUCUUUAAUUACAUCUUUGCCUCUUUCUACCACAAUUAGCCCUAAUAAGUAAUACCUUCAUCUCUCUCUCUCUCCUCUCUCUCUCUCUACCAAUAAUAAUAAUAAUCAUAAUAAAAAGCAUCAACUGAUCACAGUUGUCAUUCACAGCAAUCGAAAUCAAUCAGCCACCACCAUGUCUUCCAUUUCUAAGCUCUCAGCAUCAGGUUUUGCUAAUUCCGCUACUAAUUCAAGGCCCACAACCAGAUCUUCGCAGCAGCCCAUGUGCUGUGUUGAUCUGCGCAAACGAACCGCCGGUUUCGGUAACCCGAUUUCAUCUUCAAAGCUCACCGUCGGCACCAAUCACCCCAUCAAGGCUUCUUUGGUUGUAAGAUGCUCAAAAAAUGAUGGAAAUGGAAGCACUGUGAAGAAAACAACACUUCAUGAUCUUUAUGAGAAGGAAGGGCAAAGCCCGUGGUACGACAAUCUAUGCCGCCCCGUCACCGAUCUUAUUCCGUUGAUCGAAAGUGGAGUCAGAGGUGUUACCAGCAACCCUGCAAUAUUCCAGAAAGCAAUAUCAACUUCAAGUGCAUACAAUGAUCAAUGCAGGGAACUAGUGCAAUCCGGAAAAGACAUAGAAAGUGCGUACUGGGAACUUGUGGUGAAAGAUAUCCAAGAUGCAUGCAAACUUUUCGAGGCGAUUUACGACGAAACAGAUGGGGCUGAUGGAUACGUCUCUGUCGAAGUUUCACCACGACUCGCGGAUGAUACCGAAAACACAAUAGAGGCUGCUAAAUGGCUUCAUAAAUGGGUUAAUCGCUCAAAUGUCUACAUCAAAAUUCCCGCUACAGCUCCUUGCAUUCCCUCAAUCAAGGAAGUCAUUGCACUAGGAAUUAGCGUUAAUGUCACGCUCAUCUUCUCUCUUGCGAGAUACGAAGCAGUGAUUGAUGCUUACCUGGACGGUCUCGAGGCAUCUGGGCUCGAUGACCUGUCACGAGUGACAAGUGUUGCUUCGUUCUUUGUUAGUCGAGUAGAUUCACUGGUCGACAAGAUGCUUGAGAAGAUUGGUACACCAGAAGCACUCGAUCUCCGAGGAAAGGCUGCAAAUGCGCAAGCAGGAUUGGCUUACCAGCUGUACCAGAAGAAAUUCUCGGGUCCGAGAUGGGAAGCUCUGGUGAAGAAAGGAGCAAAGAAGCAAAGGCUACUUUGGGCAUCAACUAGUGUCAAGAAUCCUGCUUAUCCAGACACUCUUUAUGUGGCUCCUCUUAUUGGACCUGACACUGUAUCGACGAUGCCUGAUCAAGCACUGCUGGCAUUCCUUGACCAUGGCUCGGUUGCAAGGACUAUCGACUCGAAUGUGUCGGAGGCUGAAGGAAUUUACAGCGCACUUGAGAAGUUGGGCAUCGACUGGGGUUAUGUGGGGUCACAGCUUGAGCUAGAAGGAGUCGAUUCUUUCAAGAAGAGUUUCGAUAGCUUGCUCGACAGUCUGCAAGAGAAGGCUAAUACUCUUAAGCUUGUCAGCUUGUGAAGUGUUUCUUGAUCAAUCUUUCUUAUUUUAUUGCUAGAAUAAUAAUAAAGUGACUGGGCUUCCCUUACCAGUUCAGUUUGUGGUGAGUAUUUAUUGUAAGAAUGUUUUUGGUGUAAUGAUUUAACAAUUUCACUAUUAUCUAUGAGUACAUUCAAUGUUUUUAGUGUGCUA